CCUGGUUCACGGUUUCCACCUGGAAUUGAUUGAGAGGCCACACUCGCUGCAGUCCAACUUCACACGACGUUUCUAUCUCUUCCUUCUCGUGCCCCCAUCCUUUUGGCUUCUUUUUUCUUAUUCUUGCGCAUCAGAUUCACCUUCUUACGCUCGCUUGGAACCCGCCACGGACAUUUCAGUAGAGUCUGCUAUUGAUCAGUUCUCUUUGUUCAGUUGUGCUCCGUGUCGCCUGCACAAUCCACGUCCUCUGACCAAAAAUGGCUGCCGUUGCAAAUGGCGUCCGGUCUUCCCCUUCUCCCAACAUUCCCAAUGGCAAACCUGCAUCUCCUUUUGUGAAGGAGAGCAAUCCGAUGGGAGCCAAUGCCGCUCAGACCGUCAGCUCCAAAGAUCCGAAGGCUGCGGCAGCGGCAGCAAAUGACAUGCGAAACGUGGUCAGAAGAAAGUUGACAGGCUAUGUUGGGUUUGCAAACUUGCCAAAUCAAUGGCACCGCAAGAGUGUGAGGAAGGGCUUCAAUUUCAACGUAAUGGUUGUGGGCGAAUCGGGACUGGGUAAAUCGACCUUGGUCAACACUUUGUUCAACACUUCUCUUUAUCCUCCGCGUGAACGUAAAGGCCCCAGCUUGGACAUCAUCCCAAAGACUGUCUCCAUUCAGUCCAUCAGUGCCGACAUUGAAGAGAACGGGGUUCGUCUACGUUUGACUGUGGUAGACACCCCUGGCUUCGGAGAUUUCGUCAACAACGAUGACUCGUGGAGACCGAUUGUUGAGAACAUUGAGCAGCGAUUUGAUGCCUAUCUCGAGGCCGAGAACAAGGUUAAUCGCAUGAACAUUGUGGACAACAGAGUCCAUGCCUGCGUCUACUUCAUUCAGCCCACCGGCCACUCGCUGAAGCCUCUGGACAUUGAAGUCAUGCGACGCCUCCAUACCAAAGUCAACCUUAUUCCGGUCAUCGCAAAAGCCGAUACCUUGACGGAUGAGGAAGUCGCAGCGUUCAAGCAAAGAAUUCUUGCCGACAUCCAACACCACUCCAUCCAAAUCUUCGAAGGCCCACGCUAUGAACUCGAUGACGAGGAGACCAUUGCCGAGAACCAGGAGAUCAUGUCGAAAGUGCCCUUUGCGGUCGUUGGUGCCAACUACGAGGUUACCAAUCCCGAAGGUCGCAAAGUGCGCGGUCGACGCUAUCCUUGGGGCAUAAUCGAGGUGGACAAUGAAGAACACUGUGACUUUGUCAAGUUGCGACAGAUGUUGAUCCGAACACACAUGGAAGAACUCAAGGAGCACACUAACAAUGCACUCUACGAGAACUACCGGUCGGACAAACUGAUCCAGAUGGGCGUGUCGCAAGACCCUAGUGUGUUCAAGGAGGUCAAUCCGGCAGUGAAGCAAGAAGAGGAGAGAACGCUUCACGAACAGAAGCUCGCCAAGAUGGAAGCCGAAAUGAAGAUGGUGUUCCAGCAAAAGGUACAGGAGAAGGAGAGCAAACUGCAACAAAGUGAGGAGGAAUUGUUCGCCCGCCACCGUGAAAUGAAGGAACAACUGGAACGACAGCGAGCGGAGCUCGAGGAGAAGAAGGCACGGAUCGAGCAGGGCCGGCCAAUUGAGAAAGAAGGCAAGCGGAAGGGAUUCUCGCUCCGAUAGACGUCGCCAGCGAUGUCGCGGUCAUCUCAUCCAGCUCAGCCUUCUUUUUCCUAGCGUUUCCAGUUCCACUCAGCGACGAAAACGAUGACGGUGAUAUCCUCGAUUCCGACCAACCUUCUUUCUUUUUUUCGAGAACGACUUGUUUGGUAUUUGUUCUCCAGCAAGCAACAGACUGGGGCUGUUGUGGCGUUCUAAUCAAAACAUACCCGUGCAGAAGAAGCUGUGGGAGGAGAUGGGAGGGCGAGAACAUCCUGGAUUGUGCUUAAUACAAGGGAUCGAUUGCAGCACAGCGUCCAGGACCCAAGAUGGACAGACAAUCCCCAAUUUGGUUGGGCUGAAUGGAGGGAUAGGGGCCCUUCAUCUACCCAACAAUCAUGUAUAUUUCCUUAGCACCUUCGUGUCUUGUUUGGGAACGGAGAGAUAGUUGAGCGGGAGGGGAAGUCAUAGGGUUUCUUCGCCAGCUGGGACGACUUUCUUCAAUUUCAUUCUUUCCAACUACCAACUGGCGAGCUUCCUCUGUACCUAUGUAGUUGUGUGCUAGCUCCAGCAGAAAAGUGUUGAUUUGAAG
Cladophialophora immunda is the source of this 2205-nucleotide messenger RNA. RefSeq lists its product as uncharacterized. The record is from RefSeq and is a predicted model, not a curated record. Lineage: Eukaryota; Fungi; Ascomycota; Eurotiomycetes; Chaetothyriales; Herpotrichiellaceae. Gene Ontology annotation, cellular component: septin ring; septin complex; cell division site. Bases 258 to 1637 code for a protein of 459 amino acids. The transcript has 5 exons. Gene Ontology annotation, biological process: cytoskeleton-dependent cytokinesis. Gene Ontology annotation, molecular function: molecular adaptor activity; GTP binding; GTPase activity.